Messenger RNA from Galleria mellonella (greater wax moth), 3090 nucleotides. It is a transcript of the gene SCCRO, whose product is annotated as DCN1-like protein 1. Gene Ontology annotation, molecular function: ubiquitin conjugating enzyme binding; cullin family protein binding; ubiquitin-like protein binding. Gene Ontology annotation, cellular component: ubiquitin ligase complex. The transcript has 3 exons. The record is from RefSeq and is a predicted model, not a curated record. NCBI's taxonomy places the organism in Eukaryota, Metazoa, Arthropoda, Insecta, Lepidoptera, Pyralidae. Gene Ontology annotation, biological process: positive regulation of ubiquitin-protein transferase activity; protein neddylation. The coding region runs from base 154 to 951 and encodes 265 amino acids.
UAUUGUUAAAUUUGUAGAAAUAUAAGCAAACAAAGGAGUUUUAGAUUUUAUAACAGAAACACUCCCAUAAAAUCUCUAUGAUUGUUAUUUCACUUUGGUUCCGAUGUCGAAAUAACAGUGAAAGUCUUAUAAAAUAAUAAUAAUCUAUCAAAAAUGAAUAAACUAAAAUCGUCACAGAGAGACAAAGUAAAAAAGUUUGUGGCAUUCACGCAGACAAGUGAGACCACUGCGAUAUACUGUUUGUCGCAAAACGACUGGAAACUCGAUAUCGCGAGUGACAAUUACUUUCAGAAUCCCGAAGCGUACUACAAGGACCCAGUGAAGUCUUCAGUGGAUAGAAAAAAGUUAGAACAGUUAUUUGCCAAGUAUAGAGACCAGCAGGAGACCGACAAAAUCACAGUAGAUGGAGUUAUGAAGUUCCUGGAGGAUCUGAACCUUAGCCCAGAAUCAAUAUUAGUUUUAAUCAUAGCAUGGAAGUGUAAAGCGGCCGUGCAGUGUGAAUUUACUAAAGAUGAAUUCACCACGGGCCUCCUAGAACUGGGAGCGGACAGUGUUGACAAAUUAAAAGCAAAAUUGCCUACUCUCGAAACAGAAAUUAAGGAUGCAAACAAAUUUAAAGAUUUUUAUCAGUUCACAUUCAAUUAUGCAAAAAAUCCUGGACAAAAAGGCCUGGAUCUUGAUAUGGCUAUAGCAUAUUGGAAUAUAGUACUCAGAGGAAGAUUUAAAUUUUUAGAUGCAUGGUGCAAAUUUCUCACGGAUAACCACAAAAGAUCUAUACCAAAAGAUACAUGGAAUUUGCUAUUAGAUUUUGCUACACAAAUCGACGAUGGUAUGAGCAACUACGAUGCGGAAGGUGCAUGGCCUGUGCUCAUAGAUGACUUCGUUGAGUGGUGUCAGAAACAGGGGCUCACCGCAGAUGGCGUCAAAGCCCUAGAGCCUGCGUCGGGCUAGCUGACGCCCAAUGGUUACCAGCAGUGCGACGCGAGGGUUCACACACACGUGGAUAUGGAAUGCAGCCAACGCAGCGUCGCGUUUACCUUGAGGACUUACAUUCUACUGCUACUCUCGCGUCUUGUACUGUACAGUCUAGAGCUGUGUACAGUUGAGUGGUUUGCUAUAUUAAUCGUGUUCGAGUUGUGUAGCUGACUAAAUUAUGCGUCAACAUGUGAUCCAGAGAUGCAGUAAAAUACCAUUGUAUGUGCAAGUUUAGAAAAUUUAGAGAUUUGCAUUAACCAUAUGAUACAUACAUGACAAUUGUGUAUGAAUGAGUACAAGAAAAGCAAACAUAGUCGCCAGUCAGUUAAAUUAUAUGUAUGAGUACAGAAUACACAUCUGUGGCAGUCAGUUACAGCGUCCUACUAAUGAAUACAAAGUGGCAAUAUUGCGCUCCACUGUAUAGUGCUCUUGAACUAUUCGUCCGUUAGGUAAAUUCUUUGUGUAGAUUCUUGUUGAUCCAACCUUCACUAGGAUAUAAAUUUAACACAAGGAAAAAUAUUUUUUUCUUGUUAAAAGAUAUAUAAGAAAUAUUUUUAACAUUCUUUCAAAUUUUUCAACAAGGUUCUUACGUUAUAGGUUAGAGGAUCGUAAGAAUAAUAAAAUUAAGAUGUAAAUAUGUAUAUACACUAAUGAUAUUACUUAUUUAGUAUUAAUGCUUAGUUUGUUUACACUUUUGUUUCAUUGGGCCUGCUUUUGAUUUUUUCAUAUUGAAUAUUUAUCAUUUUAAUACAUUGAAAUCAAUGGUCAAAACUAAAACUGUACCUAUGUAUUUUUUCUUUUUAACAUUACAUUCAACAAUUAAAUGUGCAACUUCUGUGUGCAUCUUAUUUUUGCAGAGCUAAAAUUUUUAAAGCUGACAACCCUGUUAAAUGUCGAUAAUAAAUAGAGUCUUACAUUUACCACAAUGGCAACACUCGACAAUUUCUUUUAACUAAAAUUAUUUAAAUUGCAUCUUCACUUAUUUGGAAAAUUCAAAACAAAUAUUUAAAAAAAGAGAGGAAACAGAAAAUUUUCAAUAUUGUACAUACUCAGUGCGCUCAAGCUUCAAAACCUGUGUUAAAUCCUACUACAUAUUCCUUUUGUACUAAUUUCGUAAAUACACAAUCGGGAUUUAACGCGAUGUAAAAAUUUUUACAAGUAAAUAGUACCUACAUACCUGUUUCUUUAUUGCCGACGUUUCGACGUAGAUUGCACCACGUCGUAGUCACGCCUGUAAAAGCUUUUACAUCGCCUUGAGUCUCAAUUGUGUAUUAUUUACUGUAGUUAUCAUUUUUUUAAAUAAAUAUUUACUGUGAUUAUAUUUUUUUACUCAGUGCAAUAAAGUGUAAAAUAAAUAAAUAUAUUGCUGACUAAUUUAAAAUUUGGUAAAACAAAAAAAUGUUUAUUAAUUUUUACCAAAAUCAAUCAAUCUUUCCUCCUUAUACACAGUAUUAAUGUACAUCUAUACACAAUCUAAACUUUUGGAGACCACGCGGCGGAGGACUUUGUUUUGAAUAUGUAGUGAUAAAUAAAUGUUGGUGGAUUUAUAACCACUUUUAUUGAACCUAGUAUGAUCUUAAGCACUAAAAAAAAAUGCAUUAGAAAAGCCGAUAUACUGUAAUUGUAUGUAUCCAUCUAAAAACUUUUUAUUCAAAUGUUAAUGUGAAUACCCAUCCUUAACUCUGCGAAAUAAGGCACACAUUUUGUAUGUAUUUUGUUUAUAAUGCUUAAAUUGCACUAAUAUGUUUUCAUAAAAGAAAUUUUCGCGGAUUGUUAAAAUAUUUACCUCCCAUCAUUUUCCAUUGGUAUCUUCUAGUUUGUUACUAAUUAUCUAUAAUAGAAGUGUCUUUAGAUUCUGUAUAAGAUUUUUUAAACGACUAAACACAAUCUGUGAUUAUCAAGAAAUAGUUUCAUUUGCUCUAUUUAGAGUAUAGUAUAUAUGUAUUAUUUUACUUGUGAAAUAUUGUCAUUGAUUUUUAAUAAUUUCUCUGUUUGAUGGAUAUUACUUAAAAAUACUGUUGCCUUUAGAAUAAUGUUAAAAAAUCAUAAUUGCUGUUUGGUACUUAGUUUUAAUGUACAAAAGAAGAAAUUGAUGUAUUAAAAUACAAUAAAUUG